ACCUCAAACGUUUGUUUGUGGACCGCCAUUAUACGCAUAGAAGUAGGGUUGAUAUACGUUAUCGUGUGUCGUCGUCCUAGUAGCAGUGAGGCUCUGAGUUGACAUAAAGAUGGUGAAAAUCUUUAUUGGAAACCUCCCUAACGAGGUUGAAAAGGAUGAGAUCGAGGCUCUGUUUACUCAACAUGGCACAGUGACAGAAUGUGCAAAGUUCAAAAACUAUGCCUUUGUCCACAUGGAUGACCGCAAGUCUGCCACCAAAGCCAUCCGCAGCCUGCACCUCUUCAAGCUUCAUGGCAGGCCAAUCAAUGUGGAGCCGAGCAGGGGGAAGAAUCAGGGUCCAGUGAAACUUCACGUGGCCAAUGUGGAGAAAGGCAGCGACGAUGAGCUCCGCACUCUGUUUGAGGAGUAUGGAACAGUGACAGAAUGCGCCAUCAUAAAAAAUUUCGCAUUCAUCCACAUGUCCAACUCAGAUGAGGCCAAGGAUGCCAUAAAAGGAUUAGACAACACCGACUUCCAAGGCAAACGGAUUCACGUUCAGAUGUCAAAAAGCCGUCCCAGGGGGGAGGAAGAGGAUUACGGCCCCCCACCAGAUAGGGGUGGAUACUGGCCUCCACCCCGUGGCUACCCCGGGGACAGGGGGCUGCCUGAGCCCCCUCAUUACAGAGGUCGCAUGUCAGGGGGAUACCCCGGCCCCCCUCCACCACCACCUCCCCCUAGACGAGCCCCUUACCCCCCAGAGCGUUCUUAUGAGCGCGAGAGAGAAAGCUAUGGGGUGGUGGAUUACUAUGAGAAGUACAGAGCUCGGCCUGCCCCUUACGGUGGCCUUUCAGGCUAUGGAGAUGAAAGGCGCGUUGGCUCCAUACCCCCUCCACCACCCCCUUCUGUCAUGGUUAGGGAGCGCCUUACGGCCUCCUCCCUCAACCCGUACGAGCGUCGCCCCCUCCCCCCUCCGUCCUCCUACUAUGCCCGUGAUCGCAGUCCCAUCAGAAGACCCCCUCCUCCCCCCAUGCCCCCCGCGGGUAACGGCUACUCCUAUGAGCGCUCUCGGCUCUCUCCUCUGUCCAGGCCAGCGAUGUACAACCUACCACGUACCAGAGACCCCUAUGCUGACAGGGUGCCUCUGCCGCCUCCUGCCCGCUACUCUUACUGAACCCACACUGGUGCUUGACUCAAGGUUGUUAGAACCAUGAUCUGUGGAUAGGUGUUGUGGACACAAUCUAGGAGAUGGCCGUGCUGUCUUAUGCUGUGUCCUACAAUGAGGACAUGUGGAGGUAAUGUUAAAUUAAGGUCAUUUAUACAGAAGUAUGAUUUAUCAUACUUUAAAGACGCUACACAGGAUUCUGGCAUUGUAAUUUCAGAAUUUCCAUAAUAUCUGCAGUAAUAGUGGAAUGUUUCACUAUUACUUACCCGCCAGUGUUGUGAUUGGCUGUGCUAUUCGCCUAUUGAUUUCUCCAGCUGAAGCGGCAUCUGUUGUCAAAAUGGGAAAGCUGUUCUGACUUUGGCAGUUUACCUAGUGGAAAUCGCUCUGUCAUUUGAUGGUUGCUAAAAUUCUACACGUCGCUCAAUUUCGGUUUAUGUGAGAAAACAAGCACUGAAUAGUUAAGCGAAUCAUUGUACCAUCUAAAUUGCUGUGAAAUAUAUUUUCAGAAACAAAUGUAGUUUUGUUUGAAGCUGGUCUACCAGCUUCAAACAGCUGUAAAAACUAUAACUUUUUGUUAUUGAAAAUAUAUUUCACAGCCAUUUUAGAUGGUACAAGUCAAACAGCUUUCCCAUUUUGACAACUGAUGCCGCUCCGGCAGGAGAAAUCGAUAGGCGAAUGUCACAGCCAAUCCUAACACUAGCGGGUAAGUAAUACUCUGAAACACUAUCAUUUCACUAUUAGCGCCAGAUAUAUUAUGGACAUUUUCUGAAAUUACAAUGCAAAAAUUUAAAACAACUAAUCCUAUGUUUAUCACCUUUUAGCACCAUUGGAUGACAUACUUUUCCCAUGCUUAGUAUCUUUUGAAUCCUUUUGUAUCCAACUGAUCCCCAUCUUAUUGCUCCCAUCCCCCACGUCUAGGCCUCUUAUGUUCUUUCCUUGCACAAGAGGUUGGUAUGGAAGUGGAAUUCUGCUAGAGAAGUAUUGCGUUUAUUAUUUUAGCAGAAUAGGGAAACCAUGUAGGUGCCAGUAAUGAAAUGAGAAAUGUUGGAAUAAGUGUAAUGUCGUUCAUACUAAAUAUAUAAUUUAUUUUUGUAAUUGAAUGGAUGACAGACUUUCCCAAUGCUUAGCAUGUCCUUUUUAAUUAUACUUGCCUUCUAUUCAACUUAUCUUCAUCCUAUUUCUCCCAUCUCUUCCCCUCUAGGCCACUGUCUUCUUUCCAGAGGUUGGUACAGAAGUGGACUUCUGCUCCUCUUGAUAUCCUGACACUUCUCUCCAGGGUUAUGGGUGCCACCGCUGCCAGAUCAGUCCUUAUGCAGGAGCUGCAAUGGCCCAUCAUGGUCAGACAUCUCUGUGCCAUUUUGUGUGUCUUAGGUUUUAUAUUUCAAUGGGAAAAAGUGAGCAUUUUUUUGAAAGAAGUAUGUCUUCUUUCUUCAGGAAGGACUUGGGCAGGCCCAGCUUGAAGAAAGAAGACUGUCUGACUGCUGCAUAGUCAUUUGCAUUACUCUUCUUGAGUUGAGUGGCAUCAGCGAACUGUCUUCCUCAAUGCUCAUCAUUUCUAUGUACUGUCACCAUUAAAAAAACAUGUCAUAAA
Messenger RNA from Coregonus clupeaformis (lake whitefish), 2732 nucleotides. Its product is annotated as RNA-binding protein 4.1-like. The record is from RefSeq and is a predicted model, not a curated record. Gene Ontology annotation, molecular function: mRNA binding. NCBI's taxonomy places the organism in Eukaryota, Metazoa, Chordata, Actinopteri, Salmoniformes, Salmonidae. Bases 110 to 1150 code for a protein of 346 amino acids. Gene Ontology annotation, biological process: mRNA splicing, via spliceosome. Gene Ontology annotation, cellular component: nuclear speck. The transcript is spliced from 4 exons.